Molecule: messenger RNA, 798 nt
Organism: Penicillium odoratum
Lineage: Eukaryota; Fungi; Ascomycota; Eurotiomycetes; Eurotiales; Aspergillaceae
Exons: 4
Coding region: 1-798 (265 amino acids)
Source: RefSeq, a predicted model, not a curated record
AUGGAUACCGUCACGGAUACCGUCAACCGAGUUGUUAACGCAGCCUCCACUGCCUUGUGGGGCGAGGGCAACCAAGAAUCGCAGAACAUCGCACAUGGUGACGAGCCCAUGUCAGGCGUACAGGGCAAAGGCAGUGCCGAAGACCCCUAUGAUGGUGGAAAUCGUGACGACCAACCCGAUGCGCCCAAAUCAGAUGUCAACACAGCCCCGCAGAAACCUAAGCUCGAAGGCAUGACCCUAAACAAGGCCGAGCCGGUUAUGACAAACAGCAGCACUAGUGCCAGCGCCGUCGCCGAGCAGCGGAGCACAGAGGAGAGCGAUGUUCCUAAAAAGCAGGACCUUAAACGGAGCACAGAGGAGAGCGAUGUUCCUAAGAAGCAGGACCCUGAACGGAGCACAGAGGAAAGCGACGGUCCUAAGAAGCAGGACCAUCACCGGAGCCAAGGCCCAGACGGCGUUGAAGUCUGCCCUGCCUCCCCUACUCCAUCGCAUAAGCAGCAAGUCAGCAAAGAGGCACUAGAGGGCCCACAGGGACCGCCGCCAAAGACUGCGGAUGAGUUUAAAAAGGAGACUAAAGAAAAAGCAAAGAAGCCAACUGAGAAAAUGGAGCCUACAUCUAGCAGUGAUAGUGCCCCGUCUGGAUCCUCAAAGACCAGCAACAAUAAUGACCAAGCUUCUAGCGGAAGUGGCAAUAGCAACGGGGCUGGAAGUGAUAAGUCUGGAAAGCAGAGUACCAUGUCGAAGGUCAAGGAGCGCCUGCAUAAGGUUGCUCACCCGCACCAUGGGAACAAAGCUUAG